AUGCCUCCCAAGCGUACACGCGAAAACAAUGAGGAAUUCGUUCCCUCAUCUCCGGUCCGAGCCGCGAAGCGCGUCCGUACCAAUGGCGAAUUCACCAGUUCAGCCAGGAGCAGUCGAUCGGCUGCAAGUGGCCGUAGACAUAUACACAGACGCCGCACGACCUCUGACCUCUGUCGGUCGAAGCAAAAAGAGGACGUAAUUCCCGAUAGCGAGCUGGAGGAUCUCGGUGUCCAGGUGAAGCGAACCGCACACCGCCGUACUCGCACACGCGCCCGCGAGAGCACCCCUGAGUAUCACGGCAAUCGCGCGAGGAAGACGGCGGAGAAGAGGGCUGAGAAGGAGCGCAAGGGUGAAGAUCGUUCGGAGAAGCAGGUGAAGAAGUUGCUGAAGGAGUUGAGCGAACUGCAUGACAGUCUAUCCGUCCACGAGCAAGUGACAUCUAGGAGGAGGAAUGCUCACCGUUGUAGCUCACGCAUCUCUCGUCGCUCAGAGAGCCUCGAACCCGAGGACGACUACAUCGAGGCGAACGCCGCCGAACAAAACCGCACGCGCGCUUCCAAGCCGCAGCGUAAGAAUUCCAACUCUAUCCGCAACCGCUCAAGCCGCUCUCACUCUGAGGAAAAGGGCCACUACAACGAAGUUGAUGACUUAGAAGUCACCUCUAAGCCGCUCCGUAAAUUUCUCUACCAGAACAACGAGCGCGACGCGAUGGACGAUCCGCCGAAAGCCGGAGGUAAGCACUUCUUGGAGCUGCCGGCAGAACUUCGUAACAAGAUCUACGACUACCUCGCUGAAGACGAAGUAGAUCGGGAGGAAAUCACCAUCCGCCUACGCCACAGCGCACAGGGCCGCCGCUCAAGGCGCACCAGCAGCAACCCACGCUUCCCAGAUUCGUCGUUGAGUUUGACGCAGACCUGUCGUCAGAUCCGUCAGGAGUACCUUCCUAUGAUCCAGCGAGCACGAUCUGUGCGCGUGCCAUUGGAUCAGCUGCACGACUAUCUAGACACUUUCCAUCCACCAGAAGAUCCUGCCGACCCGCAUCUCCGUCCUUCCGGCAACAUAGAGCCAUUCUGGUCGGACAUUGCGUUCCCGGACCCUAUCGACAUCCUCUCCCUUGCCAAGAUCGUGCACGGCUCGCCCGACCUCCACAUCCGUUUCCAGAAGCCAGACCCAGAGGAUGUUCUAGAUCCCGAACGCCAUGAACUCUCACUUAUUAAGACUAUUAUCGACACCUACCCAAAAUGGAGGGUCCUCGAGCAGGACGCGGACAUACAAGGAAUCUAUCUCAGCUCACGCACGCAACUCCGCCUCCGAGCGGAGUACGAGCGCACCAUCAGAAUGGAAUGCGCCAAAUAUGACAUCGAAGAUGCUCUGGGCACGUGGAUCUUCCGAACCAAGAUAGCGGAUCUUGAGGGCCUUCGCAUUGUCGCUGAAGACGACCUUUCGUCUCACAGUUGGAAGACUGUUUAUCGCGGCCGUGUCAACUACCGGCUGGGUAAUGGGGGAGAACAUAUGGUCACGUAUAGGAUGGAACGGAACCGCAGUCACCCGGCUGGCUGGAUUGCACGGGUUUAG
Trematosphaeria pertusa is the source of this 1575-nucleotide messenger RNA. RefSeq lists its product as uncharacterized. The coding region runs from base 1 to 1575 and encodes 524 amino acids. The transcript has 3 exons. Lineage: Eukaryota; Fungi; Ascomycota; Dothideomycetes; Pleosporales; Trematosphaeriaceae. The record is from RefSeq and is a predicted model, not a curated record.